AUUUGUAAAUCUCGUUGACUAAAUCCACGGAUGACACUUGUGAGUUGUUGUUUUGAGAUAAAAAACAACUUGUAAAUAUUAUCAUCAUUUAUCAACUUGUUGUGAUUAUAUUUUGAUAGUUUUUUUUUGCAUAGAUUUAUAAUUAUCACCUGUCAAUUUUAAAUUAAAUAAAAUUAAAAAAAUGAAUAUUAUUGCCAAGUCAUUGAAGGUGCUUCAACAAUCAUCCAAGUACGCAAAUACGUAUCAGUCAUUAUCCAGUAUGUCAACAAUGAAAUUUGAAACAAUAUCAAUAACAAAACCUAAAGAGUUUGUUUAUCAAGUUGAAUUGAAUAGGCCAAAAAAAUUGAAUGCUCUUAACAAUACAAUGUGGCUAGAAAUUGGAGCAUGUUUUAAAGAACUUGAAGAUUCAUCAGAUUGUCGUGUUGUUAUUUUGACAGGUGCUGGUAAAGCAUUUUCAGCUGGUAUUGAUCUUCAAGAUGCCAUGAGUCUUGGACAAAAUUUAGUUGAUGAAGAUGAUGUUGCAAGAAGAUGUAGAAUGAUUGAAAAAAAAAUUAAAAUAUAUCAAGAUGCAUUUUUAUCAAUUGAAAAGUGUAGAAAGCCAGUAAUAGCAGCAGUAAAUGGACUUUGUAUCGGUGGUGCAUUUAACAUGAUUUGUGCAGCAGAUAUUCGUUAUGCAUCAAAAGAUGCUUGGUUUUCAUUGAAAGAAGUUGACAUUGGAAUGGCUGCUGAUGUUGGUGCUUUACAGUGGUUACCAAAAAUCAUUGGAUCAGAAAGUCUCGUCAGGGAAUUGGCAUUUACUGCAAGAAAAAUGACACCAGAAGAAGCACUAUCAUGUGGUCUCAUCAGUAGAUUAUUCAAUGACAAUCAAACAUUGUUAACUGAAACAUUGUCAAUUGCUGAAGAAAUAUCACUUAAAAGUCCAGUUGCUGUUCAGGGAACUAAAAGAACUUUGAUUCAUGCCAGAGAUCAUUCUGUUGAAGAUGGUCUAGAGUAUAUUAGAAAUAUUAAUCAAACAAUGAUACAGAGUGAUGAUUUUGUUAAUGCUGCUGUUGCACAAGCAACCAAAGGUGAUGCUCCUGUUUUUUCUAAACUGUAAAAAAUUUAUAUCUUUUAAAAGAUAAAAAUGUAAUUUGUUAUUUAUUCACAUGUUUAUUUAUCCACUAAAUUAGAACUAUAUUAAAUUUUGAAAAAAUUUUUUUAUACAUAUUUUAAAUAAAUUAAUUUUUUCUUAUUAUUAAAA
Molecule: messenger RNA, 1240 nt
Organism: Aphidius gifuensis
Lineage: Eukaryota; Metazoa; Arthropoda; Insecta; Hymenoptera; Braconidae
Product: delta(3,5)-Delta(2,4)-dienoyl-CoA isomerase, mitochondrial
Exons: 6
Coding region: 182-1096 (304 amino acids)
Cellular component (GO): mitochondrion
Molecular function (GO): delta(3,5)-delta(2,4)-dienoyl-CoA isomerase activity
Source: RefSeq, a predicted model, not a curated record